AUGAUGUUUCGUCCUCAGAAUGUUAUCAAGAAUAUAAUAAACAAUGAUAGAAAAGUUUUCCUUAGCACAAUAAAUCCAUUAAAUAAAGAAAGUAAAAACGUCAUAGACAUUUAUGAUAAUUAUGAAGUAUUAAAAAACAUGAAGGAAAAAAAUACUUUGAAAAGCUCAUUAAAGAAAUUUAGAGAAAUUGUAAAAAAGGAAACAAAAAGAAAAGGAUAUAAUUUUUAUUCAGGAUGGCCACCAGUAAAUAGGAUAAAAGUUACGGACGACGAAAAGCUAGGAUUAUUUGGACGCAAAAUGUUUAUAUACAAUAGAAUUAAAGGAGUUAGAGAAACAGAAACGAAUUUGUUCAUAUGUUGUAAAAAUAAAAAUAUAAUUUGUUUUAAUAAAAACGAAUUUAUAUCAUUGCUAAAAAAUAUGGAAGUUAUUAAGCAUCAAUUGGAAGAAUUCAGAAAGAAAUUAUAA
Plasmodium adleri (nom. inval.) is the source of this 465-nucleotide messenger RNA. Its product is annotated as conserved Plasmodium protein, unknown function. Lineage: Eukaryota; Apicomplexa; Aconoidasida; Haemosporida; Plasmodiidae. The transcript has 3 exons. The record is from RefSeq and is a predicted model, not a curated record. Bases 1 to 465 code for a protein of 154 amino acids.